AUGACUCCAAAUGAGCUUCGCAAUUGGCUUGAGCAAGAGCAAUCACAGACAUCGGGUUGGGUGGGCAAUUCAGGGAGACUAUCGGUCAUGAAAGACUUGAGAGCUAAAGCUAGCGGUAGUGGCCGAAGAAUUGUGCGAAUCCUCGAGCACAACCCCGCCGCGAACCCGUCCGAGUAUAGCGAUCAAGACAUUGACCACAUGCGUCGCGUGGUAUCCUACUGCAAGCGCCACCUAGCGCAAGAGGAGCGCGCCAAGCAUGACACGAGUAGUAAGAGUUAUCGAUCGCUCAAAAACUGGGGUCAUGAUGCACUCAAAGAGUAG
Molecule: messenger RNA, 321 nt
Organism: Penicillium coprophilum
Lineage: Eukaryota; Fungi; Ascomycota; Eurotiomycetes; Eurotiales; Aspergillaceae
Product: DUF3140 domain-containing protein
Exons: 2
Coding region: 1-321 (106 amino acids)
Source: RefSeq, a predicted model, not a curated record